AUGGAGCGCCUGAAGCACAAGCGAGCCGCACGACGUGCGCAAGUAACAAAGUUGAUCCAUGAGGUAACAGAGCUUCGGAGCGACCACACCGUCACCAAGACCACACUCAAUGGAUUAUUGGCAAGACUCGUUGCCAGUGACGGCGAUCUUCGAAAGGCCAAUGAAGAAAUUGAACCACUCGUAAAGGAUGAUGACCUCGCAGCCGAAUACGAAGUAAUAAUCGGGUACGAGGAGCAAGCAGCGAACGCUAUCGCGGAGGUUCAAACACGUUUGGCCGAACUGCAGCUAGGAGAGAGAACUUCGCCCGACGCAACGCGACAACCACAAACAGCUGGUCCUCCAGAAAAUCAUCACGUGCAAUCUUCCGGUGUCAAACUGCCCAAACUUCAACUCCAGACCUUCGCAGGUGAGCUGACACAGUGGUUGCCAUUUUGGGAGCAAUUUCGUACGGCGGUCCAUGAAAAUGUAAGAUUAACGAAGACGGAGAAGUUUCAAUACUUAAGCACCUUGUUGAAGGGUCAGGCAGCAUCCGCUAUUAGAGGACUCCAGGCGACGGAAUCGUGCUAUAACGAUGCAAUAGAGAUACUGACGCAGCGCUUCGGGAACACUGGUCGGAUUGAACGUGAAUACCUAGCGAGGCUAAGAAACCUGCCACCGGUGAGGUUUUCGACAGAUGUGGCGGGACUUCGAAUAUUGUACGACCACGUCCAGUCCAAUAUAAGAGGUCUGCGAGCGUUGGGAAUACCGACUACCACCUAUGCGUCAAUGAUGGUUGAUAUUCUCCUGUCGUCUCUGCCCUCUGACAUGGUCGUGGAGUAUCAACGCAUGGUGCGGUAUCGAACUGCUUUGUCCGACACCAACGGAACAGAGAAUGACACGUCAUCACGUGCCUCCGAAUCAACUACUGGGACAGACGCGAAGGCAAGUGACGAGCUGUCCAAAGUGCUACAUUUUGUGCGUGUAGAACUUGAAAGUCGUGAACAAUGUGGCGCGAAAAGCCGCAGUGUUACGCAGCCGGUUCAUCAACAGCUCAGAGUGAAGUCCAGUCGAAACAUUCCAACAGGUGCUGUGCUACAUACGCGCGUGGGAGCUGCCCCUAACUGUGUUUUCUGUGGGUCUACUGAUCACGAUACCCCAAUGUGCAGAGUGGAUAUGCCAACGGCUGACAAAAUGAAGAAGCUUUCGCGAGAGAUGCGGUGCUUCCGCUGUACUAAAAGGGGUCACCGCUCAAAGGACUGCCGUUCCAGGAUCACCUGCAAGCAUUGUGGACGAAAACAUGCGUCAUCAGUAUGCGACCCAUCCAAGAGUACUCUGCCGAAAGAAGUGGUUGGAGAUGUUUCGACCACUACCAACAUGAUGGCCACGAACGGCGCACCGCACAAGCAAAAUAGUGAGGUACUGCUUCAGACUUUCCGUACGUGGGCGUCGUCCGACGCCGAGUGUGCCCUUCUCCGAGGCGUCGUUGACGGGGGAAGUCAGCGCACUUUCGUCCGCGAAGACAUUGCCAAAAAACUGAAGCUAAAAGUAAUCGGUGAGAGCAACAUGCAAAUCAACACCUUCGCUAACGACGCGCCUUCAAACCGGAUACACAAGGGGAAGGUGGUAGAGCUUCGUCUUAGGAGCCAAUAUCACCCAAAGGAGUACAUCAUUCGGGCUACUACAAUACCAUUCAUCUGUAAGGAUCUCACAAGCACUCCGGUGAGUCACGACUUUGUGGAAUGCAUACGCCGUCGGGGAGAGUUCAUCGCAGACGAUCUGUUGCUUCCUAAUGUGACGACUGAAGCUGGCAUUGGGCUGCUGAUCGGCAGUGAUGAGAUGUGGAGGGUACUCACCGGCGAGGUGAAUCGAUGCAACGGAAACGAGAGCUUGGUUGCAGUGGGGACAGUUUUCGGUUGGACCUUCCAGGGACCGACGACGACCACCAGCCACUGCACCGAGCAGUCUACGGUAGCAGUGUGCGUCUUGAAGGCUGGGGUGAUGAUGCAAGAAGAAAACGACGCGCUGAAGAAAUUCUGGGAAUUAGAAAGUAUCGGAAUUGUAGACGAUGCGAGCAUGAAGGCCGAACAGAACUCUGUCGUUUUAGAGGAGUUCGAGCGCAACGUACAACUGCGAGGAGGCCGGUAUGAGGUGGCAUUGCCAUGGAAAGCCCGCAAAGAUGAUCUACAGGACAACUACACAGUAGCCAGAAACAGACUGCAGGGCCUCGUGAGACGGCUGAACCGGGAUGGCAACGCUGGGGACUAUGACAGAGCCAUCCGGACCUAUAUCGAAAGCGGACACGCCGAGAAAGUGACUGAGGACGACGACAAUUCGACCACUGUGUACUACAUGCCUCACAGGGCCGUCACAAGAAACGAAUCUUCGUCGACCAGGGUCCGGGUGGUGUUUGACGCGUCCUCACAUGCUGGUGGAGCAACUUCAUUGAACGACCAUCUUGAGAAAGGCCCGAAAUUAAACACCGAUCUGGUUUCAGUGUUGCUCCGCUUCAGAAUGCACAAGGUUGCCCUAACGGCGGAUAUUCAAAAGGCCUUUUUGCAGAUUGGCAUUCAAAACUGUGACAGAGAUGCUUUGCGAUUUCUGUGGUUCUCUCAAGUCCCGACCACAGACGAACACGAACAGGAGAUUGAAUGCUGGAGGAUGACGCGCGUGCCUUUUGGAACCACAGCGAGCCCUUUCCUAUUGGGCGCUACACUACGCCAUCACCUCCGAGCGUUUGAAGAGUCGGACAGAGAACUGGCUGCCACCUUGAUGGAGUCCUUCUAUGUCGACGACCUGCUCACAGGAGCCGCCACAACAGACGAAGCGCUAGAAAUUGUCCGGAGAUCCAGAGAAAUUUUACAGCAAGCCGGCAUGAACUUAACCAAGUGGGCCUCUAACUCUUCUGAGCUGCAGAGUGCAUUUGAGCACGAAGAGAACGGCACUGAUGUCGGUGAAAAGUCCUUCUCGGAACCUACCCAGGCCAAAGUACUCGGGGUGGCGUGGGACAGGAGUACCGACUAUUUCAAGUUUUCCGGCGAGCAUCUCCUGAGUGUCAUUACCCGCAUGAGUGACACCAAACGAUCGGUGCUGCAGGCCUCGAGCAGGAUUUUCGAUCCAUUGGGCUUCCUUGCACCCUACACCAUCCGGGUAAAGAUAAUUUUUCAGGAACUCUGGAAAGCAGGGCUCGACUGGGAUACCACGCUUCCAAAUAACAUAUCAACUGAGUGGCGCUCCUGGUGCUCUGAGCUGCCCAGCCUGCGCGAGGUCUCAAUGGAGAGGUGCCUACUACCUGCCAUUGGCACGGUGUAUUCCCAUCAGCUCCACAUCUUCUCAGACGCGUCCCCACAAGCAUAUGGGGCGUGCGCCUUUCUUCGAACCAAAAGUGAUGCAGGAGAAACAAAGGUGCGGCUCAUAUUCGCCAAGUCUCGUGUCGCCCCACUCAAGAAGCUUACACUACCCCGGCUGGAAUUGAUGGGCGCGUUAAUUGCUGCUCGCGUGGCCAAGCUAUUGACCACCGCUCUGAAGAUGGAAGCGAGUGAGGUUAUAUUCUGGACCGACUCGACCAUUGCGUUGAGCUGGAUUAAAGGGGAAGCGAACCGAUGGAAACCAUUUGUUCGCAACCGAGUCACGGAAAUUCAGGAAACCACUGAAGGGUCACAGUGGAGUCACUGCCCGGGUGCAGACAACCCUGCGGAUGCCCUUACGAGAGGACUAACCGUGAAGGCGCUUAUCGAGGAUAAGAAGUGGUUCGAGGGUCCAACCUGGCUGGCAGAGACAAAAGAGAGCUGGCCGCGGUCAUUCGCAGAGGAUGAAGAGAGCGUCAACAAGGUCGAGAACGAGAAAGUAAAAGUGACAGCGUUAGCUGCGCAAGUCGACCCAGCUGUAACAAUUCCUCCGCUGCUUGACCUGAAGAAGUACAGCAGCUAUCUUCGUCUACUUCGUGUUACGGCCUGGAUAAUCAGAUUUUCGCAGAAUUGCCGUUCCAGAUCACGGGUUAUCGGACCACUCACCGCUACAGAGCUCAACCAGGCAGAGAUGUUUUGGGUGACACGUGCACAGAGCGACUGCUACCCUGAAGAGAUGCGUGCACUUGAGCACCAACAGAGGAUACCCGCCGCAUCUAAAAUCGCACAGCUGCAGCCUUUCCUGGACGCUAAGGGAGUGAUGCGCCUUUCGGGACGAUUACAAUGCUCUGAUAAUCCUGAGGAAGUGAAACACCCUAUAUUACUAGCGAAAGAGCAUCCCCUCUCCGAGCUGAUUGCACGAAAUGAGCACCGCCGUGCAUUACACAGUGGCGUACAGACCACGCUGACUCUUCUACGUGAGAAAUGGUGGAUAUCCCAAGCCAGACAGUUGGUGAAAUUCAUCACGCGCCGCUGCAAAGUUUGUGCAAGGUUCCGAGCUACUCGGGCAACGGCCCCCACUGCACCUCUACCAGCUGAUCGCACGAACCCAAGUCACCCUUUCGACACCACUGGAAUUGACUUUGCAGGGCCUGUGUAUAUCAAGACGUGCAAGGGGUCAUCUACGAAGUCUUAUAUUGCCCUUUUUACUUGUUCUACGACAAGGGCCGUGCACCUUGAAUUAGUCACGGACCUGACAACGAAGUCCUUUCUCUUGGCUUUCCGGCGAUUUAUUUCCAGAAGAGGAGCACCUUCAACCAUUUACAGCGACAACGCUCUUACUUUUAAGAAAGCAGCGCGAGACAUUGCGGAGCUGUGGAAUAUUAUCCGGAGUGUCGAUUCACAAGACUUCGCCACCACAAACCGCAUCACUUGGAAAUUCAUCGUGGAGAGAGCCGCUUGGUGGGGUGGCAUGUGGGAAAGAAUGGUGCGGACAGUGAAAACUUGCUUGCGAAAGAUCCUGGGACGGCAGUGCUUAACGUUCGAGGAGAUGACCACCAUACUGCACGAAGUGGAGGCCAUGGUGAAUUCCCGUCCCCUCACGUUCCUACAUUCUUCCCCAGAAGAGCCCAGCGCAUUGACACCUGCGCAUUUGCUACUUGGAAAAACACUGACUGCACUGCCCGAACAGCCUGGCGCAGUAUCAGUACCAACGUCCCACAGAACUAGUGUCAAUAGGAAGUGGAUUCAUCGACAAAAGCUAGCAGAUCAAUUCUGGAAACGUUGGAAGAAGGAAUACCUUCUAGAGUUGAGAUCAGCUCAUCAGUUCGGUGUUUGUAGUCCAACCAAUCUUACAAAGGGUGACGUCGUGUUACUACAGGAAGACAAGAGUCCUCGACAUUUAUGGAGACUGGCGCGAAUUACCCAGCUCUAUAAGGGACGAGAUGGUAAGGUGCGGUCGUGUGAAGUGAAGCUAUCGAGUGGCAAUGUGACUCGCCGACCAGUUCAGCUCCUGUUUCCCUUGGAAGUCAAAGAAACUAAUUAG
Molecule: messenger RNA, 5367 nt
Organism: Ornithodoros turicata
Lineage: Eukaryota; Metazoa; Arthropoda; Arachnida; Ixodida; Argasidae
Exons: 1
Coding region: 1-5367 (1788 amino acids)
Biological process (GO): DNA integration
Molecular function (GO): zinc ion binding; nucleic acid binding
Source: RefSeq, a predicted model, not a curated record